AUGUUUAGUGCGGCCGGGGAUCAUCUCGGUGGGACCGCCCUGCGGGAGGAUUACAAUUACGGGCGCACCGGUCAGCAGAUGUUACUGCUGGCGAGUCGCCAAAAUGGUAGCAGCCUAGACCAUUCCGCCAGUGCGUUCAACGCGGAUAAGGCGUUACUAAUGAGCGUACCGACGGUUGGUGUGCUGCUGAUGACUACGAGCUACGGCCCAUACGUGGACAUUACGCCGCCGGUUCCACCGGUCAGUGGGCCCGCUGGGAUACUGCUGGGCGUGAACGAGUCUUCCGUCCCGCAUCAGCAAACAACCGUCCACCCGAUACCGCGCGAUUCCACUCUGUCGCCGGCGCUCGACUUUGACCAGCAAACGUUCGUGUACUACGCGGAAGUGUUGAGCGUGAUCAACUUCUACUACGUACCGGCCCUGGUGCUGUUCGGCAGCAUCGGUAACGUCCUGUCGGUGCUGGUGUUUUUCAAGACCAAGCUGCGGAAGCUUUCCUCCUCGUACUAUCUCGCCGCGCUCGGGCUGAGCGAUACGUUCUACCUGAUCGGCCAGUUCGUCGCCUGGCUUAAUCUGGUCGAUCUGAAAAUCUACAUCCAGGAAAUAUGCUGCCGCUUCUUCACCUUUUCCAGCUCGCUGUGCUGCUUCCUGUCCGUGUGGUUUGUGGUCGCGUUCACCGUCGAACGGUUCAUAGCCGUGCUCUAUCCGCUGAAACGCCAAACCAUGUGUACGGUGCGGCGUGCAAAGAUCGUUAUCUUCGCCCUGACAAUCGCUGGCAUUUUCAUCAGUUUGCCGAUAUUUUUCUUCGCCUCCCCGCAGUUCUCCGUCUCGAUGAAUGACACCAUCUGCGAUAUUGUGCAAGAGUACAAAGACCAGGCAGCGAUGUUCAACUUUCUCGACUUCAUACUCGUGUUUGUAGUCCCAUUUACGAUAAUUGUCGUGCUCAACACGAUCACCGCACUCACGGUGUGGAAGUUUGCCAGCAUUAGGCGCACGAUGACGAUACCACGGAGUUACGGCGCGAACGUGCGCGAAUCUCGCCGUCAGCUGAACAUAUCGAACAACCAACUCUUCGGCAAUGGUACCGUCCCCGUCCAGCAGAUACAGCUACUCAGUCGCAGCCGGGUUGCAAAUUCUCAAAUCAAGGUUACCAAAAUGUUGCUUAUCGUUUCGACCGUGUUCGUUUGCCUCAACCUACCGAGCUACAUCGUGCGGGUGAAGAUCUAUCUGGAGACGGAACACACGAACAUGAACAUAUAUCUGGUGCAGAACUGCUGUCAACUGUUUUUCAUGACGAACUUCGGCAUCAACUUCAUACUGUACUGCGUCAGUGGGCAGAACUUUCGGAAGGCGAUUUUUGGCAUGUUUCACAAGCGUACCCAGCGGCAGAUAAAUCUCGAACAUACCUCCGGCACGCAAGUCACAGAGUUCGUCCUACGCACGAACGGUUCUAAGAUGCGGCGGAAUACCACCACCCUGCCGGACAACGCCGAGGUGGCGACGUGGCGGGAACUUACCGACUAUCAAAUUACCAACUUCAUUAAGUAG
Anopheles marshallii is the source of this 1545-nucleotide messenger RNA. Its product is annotated as growth hormone secretagogue receptor type 1-like. Gene Ontology annotation, biological process: G protein-coupled receptor signaling pathway. The record is from RefSeq and is a predicted model, not a curated record. The transcript has 7 exons. Gene Ontology annotation, cellular component: plasma membrane. Bases 1 to 1545 code for a protein of 514 amino acids. Gene Ontology annotation, molecular function: G protein-coupled receptor activity. Lineage: Eukaryota; Metazoa; Arthropoda; Insecta; Diptera; Culicidae.